Messenger RNA from Strongylocentrotus purpuratus (purple sea urchin), 963 nucleotides. Its product is annotated as small integral membrane protein 19-like. The record is from RefSeq and is a predicted model, not a curated record. The coding region runs from base 73 to 390 and encodes 105 amino acids. Lineage: Eukaryota; Metazoa; Echinodermata; Echinoidea; Camarodonta; Strongylocentrotidae. The transcript is spliced from 3 exons.
CCCUACAAUUCACUCUAAUUCAAUAACAAAACAUCAAUGCGAAGAAAAGAGAACUUCAUUUAGGCUCAUAAAAUGGCGCAUGAAAAUCACGGACUUCCUCCAGAGGAACACAUUGAUCAUUGGAAUGAAGCAACUAACAUUUAUAUGGUUGUCAUUGUUGUGUCGCUAUGGUUCUUUUUCUACGUUCGCAAGAACAAGGGAAGGAUUGUGAGAAUGCUAACUAUGAAGAAGACAACAAGAGAUCAGACAGAUUUAAUGAACAGCAGAUAUAAAGAAGAACUUCAGCAGGUCAGAUUGAGACAACAACUAGAAUCAUACUACGUCUCUCGAAAAUGGGAUCAAGGUAAACCAGUCAGCCAAGAUCAUCACGUCAACUUGAACGGCAUGUGAGUGACACAUGAUUGACACGUGGAGGACCAAACAGUUCUGCUGGUGUCAGAACACUUUUGCAUCUUGGAACCACAUUAUGGUGGAAGAGAAUGAUCUACAUAACGGCCUGGUGCUGGUUUGGACCGUACGGUCGAUGGAACGAAUGACAGGUGUUUUGGCUUUUGUUGAACACCAUGCUCCAUCUCCAAUGCUGAUUCAGCUGCCUGCUAUAGGUUAUGUGUCAAAGAAAGUUCUGAGAGACAGGCAUGUGUGGAAUGAGAGACGUCUGGCUAGACUGGCUUCAAUCCUUGAUGUGCCAGGGUUUAUCAUUCGGAGCGGUAAUAUUUUGUGACUAGCCGAGUCUCCUGAGAUGGUUUGAAUGACUGAGAAAUGCUCCUUGACCAGCCAUACGCAGAGACAUACCUGUAAGCUGCUUGAUGUGCAUGUACUGUAGUCUAAUGUUCCAAAGGUUACCCAUAAAAGUGCUUUAAAUACAGACCAGGGGGGUGUUUCACAAAGAAUAAGAUUGACUUUAAGUUGGACUUAAAUAUAGCAGGACAAUCAUGCCACUGGUUGCUCUCACCAUUCUGAUCU